AUGCUCGCUUGCAUCCUCGACGACAAUGUACAUCCAGGGCAUGGAUAUGCUCUACUCCUACAUUUUCCUCUAAAGUGUGAUUGUGAGUCUAAUAAUGUUGUUGAAGCGCAGAUACAAUAUCGCACCUUUCGAGAAGGCGAUGGAGAGUUGAUCAGAUUUCAUCGCCUACUCAAGCUUGGCCCGGAUCAGAUUUGCCGCUUAGAAAAUACUAGGGACGAGGUUGAUGAUGUAUGGGCAGUUAUUCUUUAUGAUGCCCUCCACUACCUCCUUCUGGUCUCAACUGAGAGAUCUUCAUGCAAGGUGCAAAAAAUUACGGACUUCUCCCUUUGCGUGUUGCUGUCACCUUGGUGCCAGGCUGUUGCGAUUAGCAGGCAAUUCAAGGGAAUGGAGAUGGGUAGGUUGAUGGCCUGGCAAAGUUGUGAACAUUUCAAUCCCUACCAUGGAAUAAUAGCAGGGCAGAUCUGGUCAGUUGAAUCUUUUGCUAGAAUAGGGAGAACAUCUGUAGGAUGUAAAUUUCUGUCUUCAAUUACCUCUCAUGUUGCAAUAGACAAACCCCUUCCCACUCUCAAACACAUCCCCCCUCAGGAAACUAAACAGAUGAUCCACAGCCAGGCCAGGGAACAUGAGCGUAGCAACAAGAAUACCAUUACCCACGCAUACAGAUGCUACUCUCGCGCACAUCCUCCACCUGGCUACUCAUACACGAACCGAAAAUCCAACUCUUUCAUCACGACGCAUCAGACAGCUCGAUCGCUCGCCCUGCCUAGCUCUCAGCCAAUGAAACGGGAAUCAAAGCAACUAUCUGGCGCAAACAACCGCAGCAGCAACAAGCCAUCCCCAAAAAGGGACCGGACAGGAAAACAACGUGCUCAUGCGUGGAGUACGCUACUUAGCUCAUCUCAUGAACCGUUAAUAUCGACAUGA
Molecule: messenger RNA, 924 nt
Organism: Lindgomyces ingoldianus
Lineage: Eukaryota; Fungi; Ascomycota; Dothideomycetes; Pleosporales; Lindgomycetaceae
Exons: 9
Coding region: 1-924 (307 amino acids)
Source: RefSeq, a predicted model, not a curated record